AUGGUAAAGCCUCAUUCUAGGCCUUAUAAUAAACCUUCUGGAUCAAAGUUUCAACCUAAACGACGAUUCAAACCUCACAAUUCGGAAGAACAAAAGGUAAUAUUUUUGUUUGUUGGUUGGUUUUUAGGUGAAAAGAAAGAGUUGAUGAAAAAGAACGUUUAUUGAGCAAUGUACCUAUUUUUUACUGUAGUUUAGGAAUUAGCAAUUGAAUAUUCAGUAUUAUCUAAAACAACAACUUUUCUUUCAGACAGAAGCUCCAGAACGAAAACCAUAUAUAAAUGCGUACAAACGAGCAGAAUUGGCCUAUCAGAAGAUUCAAGAUGAACGAAAGGCAGCAUCAGAAGAGAAGAAACAAGAACGAGAGAAAAGAGAACAGAAACAUGAAGAAUAUUUGACGUUAAGGAAGAAGAUGAACAAGGCAUUGAAGAUGAAAACAAAGAAAGGUCAGCCCAAGUUGGGAGCUCAGAUGGACGUGCUUUUGGAGAAGAUUCAAAGGAAAUUGAAGCAGGAGGAAGAAGAGGAGUGA
Messenger RNA from Bursaphelenchus okinawaensis, 526 nucleotides. NCBI's taxonomy places the organism in Eukaryota, Metazoa, Nematoda, Chromadorea, Rhabditida, Aphelenchoididae. The record is from the annotation of a GenBank genome assembly.